AUGCAAGAAUUUGUCGAAUUAAUUUAGGCAGCAUUUUUCGCAAAAGAAAAUAAUUAACGUAGUUAAGCAGAGUAGUAGCUUGUGAAUUUGAAGCAUUAAUUACCAAAUGAGUUUUUUUAGAAGUGCAGCAAUGCAUUUAUAUCUCCUUAAUUGGAUUCUCAGACCAGAGUAGCAGCAGGAACAUUACUAUAGAGAUGUAUAACUUAUGAGUAAGGAUGGUUAACAAUUGGAUUGGAUGUGAAGAGAAAAAUCAAAGAUGAGUUGCUUUCUCAACUAAUUUCUAGUGAUUAAAAUAUAAAAAAGUCAGCUGCAAGCUGCUUAUCAGGAAUAUGUGCAAUAGAAUUACCAAGAUAGGAGUGGCCUGAAAUCAUCAGCAUUUUAGUAUAGAAUACUAGACAUGAUUCAAUAGAAGUAAAAAAAGCGGCAACUAUAACUCUUGGUUAUAUUUGUGAGGCCUUGAAAAACCAGAAGUAAUCGAUAGAGAAGACUGAGAGCGAAAAAGUGCUGUAUGGAAUAUGCAUGGGAUUGCAAGGAGAGAAGGAAAUCAAGUUGAUAUCAAUCAGAGCUUUGAAGGACAGCUUGUAAUUUAUGGAUCAAGUAUUGGCACAAUAAUAGGUCAGAGAUCAUGUGACUAAGUUGUUGGUUGAAUAGUUGAUAUCUCAAGAUGCUGAAAUAAGAUUAGCAGCAUUAGAAUGCUUGAUUGACUACACCAAAGCAAUAUUCGAUUAUUUAGAAUAAUAUAUUUUGGUUUUAUGGAAUUGCACUCAAGAGAGCAUUCAACAUUAGGAUUUCGCAGUUGUUACUAUGGAAAUAUGGUAGAGUGUUGCAUCUGAAAUAAAUGAGAGAUCAGCUGUAAGUAAUAGGACUAAUUUGGGAUUCAGGAAAACCUAAAAGGAAGCAUUGCAAAUAAUAUCAUAAUAAUUGAUCGUGGCAGUUCUUAAGAACUUGCUUGUCUCUGAUGAGGAUGAGGAGGAUGAUGAAGAGUAAGGAAUUUAAGAGGCAGCAUAUAAGGCAGCAUCUUCAAUCAGUGAGGCUUUGGGAAGUCUAAGUUAUCAACUGUACUUGAGAUUUAUUGAGAAUACACUUCAAGCACAAGAAUGGCAGAAUAGAAAGGCUUCGUUAUUAACAUUUUCUUCAAUGGUUGAGACAGCUGAUGUUUCAGAAUUAUUCUAAUAUUCUACUUCUGCAAUUGGUGAAUUUAUCAAGAAAUUGGCUGAUCCUCACAAAUAGGUGAGAUAUGCUGCUGGUAGAGUGAUCACAAGAAUUGCUGAAAAUUACCCAUAAGUUAUUUUGAAGCAUCAAUAUGCUGAUGAUUACAUUAAUUAAUUUUCAUAAUUUUUGUAAGGAAAUAAUAAAUUGACAAAAUAUUUGUUAUGGACUCUUGUUAACCUCACAGAAGCAUUCAGAGAUGACCCCGUAAAUUAAUUUGGCAAAUACUAUGAAUUUCUCAUUUCCUAAUUUGCAACAGUGAUUGGGAGAUAAGAUUUUUCGGAUGGAACUCUAUUAGACAUAGCUUGGGUAGGCAUCAUAAAUUGUUUACAAUGUGUAAAAGAGCCUUAAAAGAUCAAGACAUAUUUAGAAGCUUUUGGUCAAUAAAUGCUUACUGUCUAUUCAUAAAUGAGAUGGUAAAAGGAAGCCAAUAUUUCUGGAUUACUAUCAGCAAUUCACAUUUGUUUCUUAAGAUUAGUAGUGUUGGGUGAUCAAUGUGAUAUCCAAUUGAUGAAUAACUUUUACCAACUUAUAGUUGACUACUUUAAAAAGAUCUAAACUGUCACUUAAGAUGGUUUCUAUGCCAUCAGUGCUAUUGCUCAAUAUAGCAAGAUUAAUUUUAAAUAACUUUUAGAUGAUUUUAUGCAAAAUUACUUGGAAAUUGGUUUGUAAAAGAAAUUAGAGAUUGAGACAUUCAAAGGAGCCAUUUUGUGUUUGGCUGACAUUGCUAGAUCCCUUCAAUUUAAAGAGUUCAGCAAAUACUUACGCAUUCUAGAGUAUCUAAUUGCUUGUGUUAAUGACUAAUAAGUGAACAGAGUGGCCAAGAUUGCUUUGUUCGUUUGCAUAGCUGACAUAGUUCUGAUAGCAGAACAAGAGGCUGAACCCUACUUUUAGGCUAUUUGGCAAUUAGUAAAGAGUGGAUUCAGUGCUUCGAUCUACUUCACGUAGAAUAAGGACAUGACACAAUUGGAAUAUUAUGAAAAUCUUAAUGAUGCACUCUUGAAUUGUUAUUUAUGCAUGUUACAUGCAUUCAACUUGAAUAAAGUACCCUACAUACCACUCUAUCAAACCAUACAAGAAUUGUGCAUGUUCAUUUAAGCUACAUCUGACAAGUCAUUGACACCCACAGUGGAAUACAUUCGUCUUUGUGUGACUUGUCUACUGGAUUGUGUGUCCUAUUAUAAGCAAGUAAAGGGAUAAGAGAAUAUGUCCUAAAAAAUACUCACCAGUCCUCUUCUCAUCAGCCUAUUGGAUAUGUUAAAACAAUAUUCAAACUAAUAAGAAAAUCAAUAAUUAAUUAUGUAUGCUAAUGAUUUGUGCAAAUCAUUCCAAUUGCCUUAAUAUUUGAAUUGAGAUCAUCAUUAUAUAUUAUUAUCUUUAAUUGAGAUGUGUUGUAUUC
Paramecium tetraurelia is the source of this 2608-nucleotide messenger RNA. RefSeq lists its product as uncharacterized. The transcript is spliced from 7 exons. NCBI's taxonomy places the organism in Eukaryota, Ciliophora, Oligohymenophorea, Peniculida, Parameciidae. Gene Ontology annotation, biological process: protein import into nucleus. The record is from RefSeq and is a predicted model, not a curated record. Gene Ontology annotation, cellular component: cytoplasm; nucleus. Gene Ontology annotation, molecular function: small GTPase binding; nuclear import signal receptor activity.